Messenger RNA from Pseudo-nitzschia multistriata, 2214 nucleotides. Lineage: Eukaryota; Bacillariophyta; Bacillariophyceae; Bacillariales; Bacillariaceae. The record is from the annotation of a GenBank genome assembly.
CAUACUGUUUUGCGGUAUGUACGACUACCGUACGUCAUGUGUUACUAUGAUUAGGAAAGAACAUUGUUGGGUUUGGAUGGGAAUUUGCUAUUACAGUUAAACUCUUUCUACAGGUUACAUACACUCGGUUGCUGUUCGUGUCAUCGCUAAUGAUUGUUUUCUCAAAUAUACAUUGCACAAAAUUGUGUGGAGGCCUUCGAGCCUCUCCCCCGGGGUUUCUCUCGUUUCGUUUCGUUUCGUUUCGCCUCGCCUCGCCGCCUCUAAAAGCGGGGAAUCACCAGCACCGAUUCCCGAAACCUCUGCGAGUCGUCCCCGCUCCCGAGCGGAGCCAUGAUGCGCUGGUGAGGGUGCAGGGGCAACAGAACCGACGAGGACGCGUUCGAAAAGACGUCGUCCUGCUCGUUCUCGUAGUAGAAUUGGCCGUCGCAUCCGGGGGGGAGGUUCUCUUUGGAUUCCUCGUGCCGGUAGUUCGUGGGACUCAUCCGGAUCAGGUACCGGUAGGCACUGCUGUCGUGGCUGCUCUGGUCCUGUUCUUGGUCGGGUUCCCUGCAGGGGUGUUUUGUCGGUGUGUGGUGGAGGGGCUGGCUCAAAACGACUUCCCGCCCGGCAACAGGCAAUGCCGAGGGGCCGUCCUCGUUCUUCGUCUCCUCGCUGUCCGGCAUCGCCCGCCGGGUGGCUCGCUGCUUGAGCUUCCACCUCGGGGGGCUCGGCGUGGACGGGAAGUGUUGCUCCCGUGGUCCCAGGUCGUGGUCGUCGUCGUCGAACUCCCUGGCAAAGCUGUGCGAGAGCGAGACCGUCGUGUAGGUAUCGGCGGCGCUCGGCGACGGGCUGGGAGGCGUCGGCCGGCCCCGGCUCCUCCUCGUCGGCGACUCCGAGGGCGAUGGCUGCCGGCGGCGCCUCUGGCGGUCCAGCAGGCGCGGAGCGUCGAGCGGGGAGGAUUCCUCGCCCUCGCUUCCGCUCUCGCCGGCCUCGUCGAUGGUGGACGAGGCGCACAGGUACUUGCCCGUUUCGAAAUACUGGUCAAAGGAGUAGCAGGUUCGAAGGGUGGUGGCGAGAAGGUGGGUCGUCGAGGUGCUGGUGGCAGACCUGGGAGAAAGGUGGGUGGUGGCAAUGGCGGCACCGGCAUCGGCUUCCGGAGACCCUUGCCUUCGGCGGCGAUGGAUCGAUUGCUUCCUGGCCGGCUUCUUGGAGGGGUAGAUGUGCGACGACGACGCUGUUUCGUCGUCUUCUUCGAGGAGGUCGUCUAGGAGGCUGUUGUUGUGGCCGUACUGCUCGUAAUCGUCGUGGGAUGCCACCACCGACCGGAGGGAUUCCCACUUGGAAUCCGAGAUCUUGGUCGGCGACGUGUCGAACACCGGGUUGGACCUCUGGAUGCUCACAAUGGAGGAAGACGGCUCCAGUGUCUGUUGUGGUUUCGACCGCGAGUUGGGAUAGUACUCGUAGUCGGCGUUGUCUACCACCACGUCCACGGCGGACGAGGUGUUGCAGACGCAGAGCUGGUCGAAGACCAUCGUAGGGGCCCGGAAAAACGAGGUGCUCCAGUAUUCGACAAACCAUGGGAGGGAAGGAGACCGGGGCGACGAAGACGACGAGGAUUCGCCCGCUGUUCGAUGGCCGGAAGCCGUGCGGAAUGCUUCGUACGAUUCGCUGUGGUCGUUGCUGUUGCUGUUGUUGUUGCUGUCAUCCUUGUGCUCCGAAGCGGCCUGGGGCGAUGGUGUCGACGUGGAUGCCGACGAAGUCGAUGCCGUCGACGCCGUCGACGACGACGCACAUAUUCGGGGGGAUUGCUGCUCUUGUUCCUUCACCGGAAGGGUGAAUGCCGACGUUCGGGUGCUUCGGGUGUGGAUCGCAGACAUGGUUUGGUUUGGAUUGGAUUGGAUUUGAUCGGAUUGGAUUAUUCUAUCGGCGGAAAUGCCACUGGUAUGUAUGUGUGUCUAUAGGUGGCGAUUGAGUUUGGGUAUUGUUUUCUGGUUGAGUAAUCAAGCAACGGAGGUGCGAUGAUUUUUUGUGAUUGCUUUCUUCUUUGUUGUCCAAAGUAUGGAUGAUGUGUGACAGAGGAUUUGUUCUUUGGAGAGGCAAAGAGAAACACGUUGCACGCGGAAACUCGCUGCUUAUUUCCUAUCUUGCGAAAUACGGUUGAUUGUGUUUUCUUGGAUGGCGAUAGUAUUUUAUUUUCUCUCAGUUCACGCCAACAAAUAGAAUGUUGAAGAAAAC